AUCGAACGAUGGACGUCGCAGACGGUGCAAAUGUAUCUCUGAAAUGCCGAAAAUAACCCUACAACCGUGACGUGUCGCUAGAUAGUUAGUUCGACUCCACCGGUUGCAUCUAGGAGCGGAGCAUAGAGUAAGUAACUCCACCACCAGAUGGGUACAUUAGAACUAGAUAGAUAUAUCCGUAUAAAUAGGCGCAUUUGAGUAUGCACACGUAGCAGCAAGCCACCGCAAACUGGCUUCUCCGCCGCCCGCGCUCGCCGGAAAAUUUUACCACGAAUUGGAUCAACAAUGAGUGCUCCAUCGCGAGAAGAGGAGUCGAAGGAGGAGGAGAGGGACGAGGAAGCGAACCGGCUUCUAGAAGAAGAAGAAGAAGCAGAAUCAUCAUCAGAAGAGGGGGAGAAGAUCCUGGUGGCGGAUUUGGAGUUCGACAGGGUGGACGAUGGGAGCGUUCCUCCUCCUUUCUCGUGGAAGAAGCUCUGGCUGUUCACGGGGCCUGGGUUCUUGAUGAGCAUAGCGUUUUUGGAUCCAGGGAAUCUAGAGGGGGAUCUCCAGGCUGGGGCCAUCGCGGGCUACUCGCUUCUAUGGCUCCUCAUGUGGGCCACCUUCAUGGGCCUCUUGAUCCAGCUUCUCUCCGCCAGGGUCGGCGUCGCCACGGGCCGCCACCUCGCCGAGCUCUGCAGGGACGAGUAUCCCAAUUGGGCCCGCCUCGUGCUCUGGUUCAUGGCCGAGCUCGCCCUGAUUGGCGCCGACAUUCAAGAGGUUAUUGGAAGUGCCAUUGCCAUCCAAAUUCUCAGCCGCGGCUUCUUCCCUCUCUGGGCUGGAGUUCUAAUCACUGCUUCAGAUUGCUUUUUCUUUCUAUUUCUUGAGAACUAUGGAGUGAGGAAGUUGGAAGCUGCUUUUGCGGUUCUCAUCGCUGUUAUGGGUCUUUCUUUUGCCUGGAUGUUCGGUGAUGCUCAACCUAAUAGAAAAGAGCUUUUAAUGGGUAUUUUGGUUCCAAGACUAAGCUCGAAAACAAUUCGUCAGGCUGUGGGUGUUGUGGGUUGUGUCAUUAUGCCUCACAAUGUAUUCCUGCAUUCUGCUUUGGUGCAAUCAAGGAAGGUUGAUCCUAAAAAGAUAGGUCGGGUGCAGGAGGCUCUCAACUACUAUUCAAUUGAAUCGGCGGCGGCACUUGCAGUCUCCUUCAUGAUCAAUCUAUUUGUCACAACAGUUUUUGCUAAGGGUUUUUAUGGAACAAAACAGGCAGAUAGCAUAGGAUUGGUCAAUGCAGGGCAGUAUCUUGAAGAGAAGUAUGGGGGAGGAGUCUUCCCUAUUCUUUAUAUAUGGGGGAUUGGGUUAUUGGCAGCUGGGCAGAGUAGCACCAUCACUGGCACAUAUGCUGGCCAAUUCAUAAUGGGGGGUUUCCUCAACCUUCGUUUAAAGAAAUGGUUGAGAGCAUUGAUCACUCGAAGUUUUGCAAUUGUGCCAACUAUAAUUGUAGCGAUUGUUUUUAAUAAAUCAGAAGGCUCAUUGGAUGUUUUGAAUGAAUGGCUCAAUGUGCUUCAGUCCAUGCAAAUUCCCUUUGCUCUAAUUCCCCUCCUCACAUUGGUCUCCAAAGAGAAGAUCAUGGGGACCUUUAGGGUUGGGCCUGUUCUUGAGAGAGUAGCAUGGAUUGUUGCUGGACUGAUAAUGAUAAUUAAUGGAUAUCUCUUGUUAGAUUUCUUCGUUUCUGAGGUGAAUGGCAUUUUGCUUGGUCUUUUAGCCUGCUCCUGCACAACAGCCUAUAUUGCAUUCAUUGUAUAUUUGGUUUCACAGAGCGGUAUUCUUCCUUCUGCUUGGGUUAAUCGUCUUCCCAAAGGAUUUUCUUCUACUGGGAAUUAAGUCAAUAAAAUUCACACACCAUGAAAAAUCUGGAAACAGUACGGCAAACUUCUGCUAGACAAUUUUGCAUGAGGAGUUUUCCUUCAUACACCAUAAAGAGUUUAUAGAGUUUCUCUAACCUUGCAACCUGAAUUAAAGGGUAUACAAGGUCAGAUAGAGGAAAGCACCUUGAUUUAACUGCUCUUCAAUUUUGCAAUAGCAUUACAGAGUUUACCUCCCAUGUGUAACAAGAUGGAGAUACCUUAAGUAAUGGAAGAUGCGGAGGGAGCAUCAUUACAACUUGCAGGAUAAAUUACCGGUUACCGUCCUACUUAGUUGCCAUAUUCUUUUUGUAACAAGUUGUGAAUUGCUCCAUUAUUCUUUGAUGUAAACAGUUUGUAUUUAACUUGGACGAACUGGCACACGUAGGUAGCCAGGUAAGACAGCAUACAUAAGUUGUAGGGAUUACUCAAUAGUGCAAUGUCCAGUACAUUUAUAUUUAUCAUCUCUAUGCUUUCUAGUUA
This is a messenger RNA of Glycine soja, 2357 nucleotides long. RefSeq names its product metal transporter Nramp2-like. Gene Ontology annotation, cellular component: membrane. The transcript is spliced from 4 exons. NCBI's taxonomy places the organism in Eukaryota, Viridiplantae, Streptophyta, Magnoliopsida, Fabales, Fabaceae. The record is from RefSeq and is a predicted model, not a curated record. Gene Ontology annotation, biological process: metal ion transport. Gene Ontology annotation, molecular function: manganese ion transmembrane transporter activity; cadmium ion transmembrane transporter activity. The coding region runs from base 286 to 1854 and encodes 522 amino acids.